Molecule: messenger RNA, 5640 nt
Organism: Anarrhichthys ocellatus (wolf-eel)
Lineage: Eukaryota; Metazoa; Chordata; Actinopteri; Perciformes; Anarhichadidae
Gene: tsc1b
Product: TSC complex subunit 1b
Exons: 22
Coding region: 397-4200 (1267 amino acids)
Biological process (GO): negative regulation of cell population proliferation; negative regulation of TOR signaling; regulation of cell cycle
Cellular component (GO): TSC1-TSC2 complex
Source: RefSeq, a predicted model, not a curated record
ACCAAUGAGGAGAUGGGAAAAACAAUUUUAGCUCUGCAGCAGAGCAAAACUAUAUCUGGGGUUACAGAUUAAAUACUACGUCUGUGUUCAUACAUAUAAUUAACCUAGUUUAUUUUAGAUGUUGUUCGGGUGAAAAAGUUGUUGAAGUUGCGGUUGCGACUUGCGAGGCGCUAACUUGGGGGAUUAGUUUGCAUGCAGCCCGACAGCGGAGGCUGACUGCGGCGGGAUUGGCUGUGAGGUGUUAAAGAUGGCGGCGCCCUGUGGAGUGCAGCUACUCUAACAGAGGUGCCUGGAGACUGUGUUGGUGGGUGGCCCCAGGAGUCCUCCAGGCAGGCAGGGACGGACACCGCGAGAGAGAGAGAGACGCUGCCUCCCCCUCCAGCACUGCCACCGACCAUGGCCAGGGAGCAGCCCAACGUGGGGGACCUCCUCCCGCUCCUUGAGACCUCCGACCUCCAGCAGCUAGACGAGAUCAGAGGCCUCAUCAACGAGCAGCUCAGCACUGAGCGAGGAUCCAUGCUGCUGAACGCGCUGGUGGACUACUUCUUGGAAACAAACUCUGCCCAGGCCAUGCAUAUCCUCUCCUCAGUCAGAGAGCCACAUGAUAAGCACCUUCUGGACAAGAUGAAUGAGUGCAUGACCAGACAGGCCUGCCGUCUGCCCACCCUCACCCUGCUCGGCCAUGUCAUCCGCAAGCAGCCGUCCUGGAUCCACAAGAUCGCUCGAUACCCUCUGCUGCUGUCGCUGCUCAAAUGCCUCAAGACGGAUACGGACGUAGUGGUGCUGAUAACCGGAGUGCUGGUGCUGAUCACUCUGCUCCCCAUGAUCCCUCAAGCCGGGAAGCAACACCUGUGGGAGUAUUUCGACAUCUUCGGCCGCCUGGCGUCUUGGAACCUUAAGAAUCCCGGGCACGUUUCGGAGGUUUACCUAAUCCACCUGCACGCCAGCGUCUACUCACUCUUCCACCGUCUCUACGGCAUGUACCCUUGCAACUUUGUGUCCUACCUGCGCUCCCAUUACAGCAUGAAGGAGAACAUGGAAACGUUUGAGGAAGUAGUGAAGCCAAUGCUUGAACACGUUCGUAUUCACCCAGAACUGGUGACGGGUACCAAGGACCAUGAGCUCGACCCCGCCAGGUGGAAAAAGUAUGAAAUCCACGAUAUCGUCAUCGAAUGUGCCAAAGUGUCUCUAGACCCCAAGGAGGCCUCCUGUGAGGAGGGCUACGCCAACAUGCCUGCGAACUUUUACCCCCAAGUCCACCUGCGACCACAAGACUGCACUUCCAGCCCCUACACAGACCUCCACAGCAGCUUUGGAAGUUCUUCUUCGACCCCGUUCUCGACUCCACGGCAGCCGCUGCCCCUGUCCUUGCCCCCCUUCUCAGGGACGCAGUCCUCCCCCCGCAGCCCACAGACCUCCAGACGGCAGAACUCCUCCGGUGAACUCAACUCUUCCUGUGGGGGGAAGGACCCUCUGUGGAGCCCCUCCUCGUUGUGUGGCAUGGCCACGCCCCCUUCCUCCAGAGGCAUGUCGCCCAACUCGGAGCUCUCCCACAGUGCCUCACACCUUCCCGGCCGCUUCCAAUGCACAUCAGGAGGAAAAGGAACGCCUGCCUCCAGCACUCCAGCCACCUCUUCCCCACCUCCCACCCUAUCAGAUGACUUCCCCAUAAUCUCCUUACCAGCCAACACAGUCCAGUCCAGUCCACCAAGAAAGGAUCGUCGACAUGGAGAAAGUGGAAAGCCUGCGCUGGUGAGACAGGAACCAGUGAAAGAUACAGAGAAGAGUGCGGAAGUAGCAACAAACAGAGAAGCGGGCGCUGCGGAGAACGUCUCCAUGACUCUGACGGAGCUGUCGGUCUUCAUGAAGAAACAGGAGCUGGAGCUUCAGCUGAGGACGGAGAAAGAGAGGGAAGAGGCUGCCAUCACAGAGGAGCUGCUGAAGAUUACCGAGGAGAAGCAGGAGCUGUCGGGUUUGAGGGACUUCGACUCCCCGUUCUAUCUCACCACGGAGACUCUGACCGGCUGUCAGGCACAAGACAAGACCUUCUCCGACAUCCAGCCCGGCGGUCCCACCAGCAACACCCAGCAUGUAGUAUCCACGCCGGACAAAGGGGAGACCACCACGAGUACCAGUGGCGGCGGGAGCGAAAGGGGAGGAGGUGGAGCAGGGGACAGCAGGAGCUCAGCCCUCGGCCUCGAGCAGUCCUGGUCCUUCCAGUCAGGGUUCACCCCCAUCGAUCACCACCUGCACCGGAGCCCCUCGGCCCCGGACGAGGACUUGGCCAAGUUCGGGAUGUUCUCUCCGAGCCCGUGCGACAAGGCGCCGGUGCCCUACGAGUCGUUCUUCGACCUGGCCCUGCCCAGGGCGGCCUCGCUCUUCGUGGGCCAGAAGACGACGGAGGCGGUGCACAAGGCUGCGCUGGAGAGGAUGUUGCAGCGGGAGGAGGGGCUGGAGGACGGGGAGGAGGAAGGAGUCGCGACCGCUUCCCCACUGGAGGUGCUGGAUCGCCUUGUUCAGCAGGGGAGCGACACCCAUGAUAAAGUUCUCAAGAGAUUACCUUUGCCAAGUAAGUCAGCUGACUGGACGCACUUUGGAGGCUCUGCUCCGCUGGACGAGCUUCACACGCUGCGCAGCCAGCUGCUCCUGCUGCACAACCAGCUGCUGUACGAGCGCUACAAGAGGGAGCAGCACGCCGUCCGCAACCGACGCCUCCUCCGACGCAUCAUCAACGCCACCGCGCUGGAGGAGCAGAACAACGCUAUGAAGGACCAGCUGAACCUGCAGAGUGUGGACAUCGUGUCUCUGAGGGAGAGUCUGCAGGUGGAGCAGCAGCGGUACAGGCAGCUGUGGGACGACCGGGAGACGGUGGUGACCAGGCUGCACAGUCAGAUCAGACAGCUGCAGCAGGGUCGGGACGACUACUACACCAAGAACCAGGAGCUCCAGAGCAAGUUGCAGGAGUGCCAGAAGAGGAUAGAUGAGCUGGAGGCGGAGCUUCAGAGGGCCAACAACAAAGUGUGCCACACCGGUCACCUCCUCAACCAGAUGACCAUCAAGCUGAGCAACAGUGAGAGCACCCAGCAGCAGAUGAGCUUCCUGAACAAGCAGCUGCUGCUCCUCGGGGAGGCACAUAAGCUGUCCAUGCAGGAGUUACCCCACGCAGGCGCCGACAAUACCAAGGAGGCCCAGAUGCUGAAGCUGUCUUAUGGGAAAGAGGUGGAGACGCUGAGGCAGAGCCUGCUGGUUCAGGGUCAGAAAAUGGAGGCGGCACAGCAGAGAGUCUGCGAGCUGGAGACGCACCACUCCAAGAAGGAGCACCUCAUCGCCGAGCAGAAGAAGUUCCUCGAGGACGUGAAGUGUCAAGCGAAGGCGGAGCUGCAGGGCUCAGACAGCAGGUAUCGGGCUCAGAGGAGAAUCACUCAGCUGCUGCAGACUGAACUCCUGCAGCUCUACAGCAGAGUGGAGACAGAGGCUCCGGCCGGCACCGCCAGCAGAUCGCCACCAGGGGGCGGAGCUGACCCACAUGCUUCUGCUGACUCCAGUGUCACGGUACCAGACAGACAACUUCACACCAACGAAGAAGUGGGCAGCAGACCACCGCGCGGCUCCCCUCGGGGCCACAGCAGCACUUUAUCGCCACGUCAACCAAAGGCGAGCAACUCUUCCAGGACCACGGCCUACUCCGGCAGCCAGGACCAGUCCCCGUCCCUGCUGGUGGAGCCCUCCUUGUCCUGUCCCGACCCCAACUUGCUCGCGCCCCUGCCCCCCUCCCACGCGCCGCUCACCGUGGGCUCCUACCCCAGCGCCAAGAGCUUCCUGGGAAUGAGGGCCCGCGAGCUGUUCCGCAACAAGAGCGAGAGCCAGUGUGACGAGGAGCAGCAGCAGCAGCAGUCGUCGCGCCUGGCUGGCCUCGCACACGGCCUGAAGACGGAGCUGUGCGUGGAGCCGCCCUGCCCCGGUUAUGUCGCCCCCGUCGGCUCGGCACAUUCCGCAGCCCCGGCCCCUGCCCUCACCACUCCUCUCACUGUGCCCACCAAGGAGCCCCCCUCUGAGCCCAAGCUGCGGGCCUCUAGCCAGGAAAGCCCCCGCAGGAAGGUGGGAUCAGGUGGAGGGCGGGGUCAGGCGGGUUCAGGGCGCCCCCGGCAGCAGCAGCUAAAGAUCAUGGACUACAAUGAAACGCAUCACGAGCACAGUUAAGAGACAUUGGACUGAGCCGGGACGGAGGUCCAGAGACGAGUUUAACAUCGGAGAAGAGCUAAAUCCGCAGAAAGAGUAACCUGUCAGCAACUCUUUGGAUUUCUGUGUUAUUUGUUCCAUUCCUCUGAGUGGACAACAGGAUUUCCCACAGUGUUUUUCUACUUUUUUUCUUUUUUCUUCCGAGUCAUUCCCCCGAUGAAUUUUUGACAUGAUGAGAGGGGAUACUAAUUGGAUGUGAUGUUACCAGAGAAGAUGCUAGUCUUAUGAAUUUGAUUAUGAGACAAAUACGCCGAACAGUGAUCAACGUGAUCAAUAACUCACAUGUGACACUGUGAGCCCAACGUUUUUAAGGGUCAGUUCAUCCGAACUGCAAACAUCCCACUUGGCUCCAGUUGUACCAGCCAUGCGGAAAGUUUCACUUUCAUUUAUCCAAAUUGUGAGAAAUCGGUCUCUGAGAUUUCUGCUGGCACAAUGGAAGUGAAUGGAAGUUUAGUGGCGCUCGCAGCAUUGAAAGAUCACUUAAAAACAACCUUCUGAAACGCUGUCACCAACUGAAGUCUUCUUUGAUGGGGACACGUUUUCCAGAAAGACAAGUUGCUGUUAUAAUAUAAUCUUAAUAGUAAAUGCCGUUGGCACCACCAAUACAGCCACCUCCAUUGUGUUGCAUGUGGAGACGGCAAUCUCUGACACAAAUAUCUCCAAAUUUGGACAAAUAGAACUCCAGUCUGUACCACUGAAACCAAGUGAGAAAAUGUUUAGUUUUAUUCAUAGUUUGGGUGUACCCACCCUUUAAAACCCUGAAAAAAAUUGUUUGAAAUUUCCACAUUCUGUUGUACCUUUUUUGUUUCUUUUAUAUUUAUUCAGCCAUGAAGUACAUAUCCUAAAUUUGAAUCAGACCUGGCAAAUGACACAAGCCCAAGCUUAUAGAAAUCAUGGUUCGUUCCUUUUUUUUCUGUUCAGGACGACCUGCCGACCAUUUUUGAAGUGCCAUACAAACAUUUGUGUUCUGGCUGAACUCGCACGUCUCUGAACAGAAGUGUUGGUUCUCGUGCUGCGCGUACAGUCAGCUGGUACACCGUGGGAAAGACAACGGCUCGGCCAAUCGGGUUCCUUUGGUGCAGGUCUGAUAAACGGGGAGUUUCCUCUGAGUAUUAGAGUAAACUAAUCCUGUUUAAAUCCUGUUGUCCACCGGAAUGCCUGCUGUCACUUCCUUUUGCCUCGCUAUCUAAAGCAUGUUCAACAAUCCACUUUAAAUGCCAACCGUAGUAACUACCGCAAACCAAGACAGAAGGUACAAUCAGCACAAACUGAAGAAACCAGGACUCUGACUGGAGCUGGACAAUCUGGGAUCAAACGGCAAAAAAAAAGGAAGUUCUUAAAGCAGUGGCUUGUGUUUUAACUGUGAACAAUAAAGAUCGUCUUCAAUGUUUUGCACUACAA